Molecule: messenger RNA, 1120 nt
Organism: Lindgomyces ingoldianus
Lineage: Eukaryota; Fungi; Ascomycota; Dothideomycetes; Pleosporales; Lindgomycetaceae
Exons: 2
Coding region: 24-1088 (354 amino acids)
Molecular function (GO): zinc ion binding; oxidoreductase activity
Source: RefSeq, a predicted model, not a curated record
CCUCACUCAAUUCACAUAUCAGCAUGUCAUCUCUUGAAAUACCUCCCACCCAGACAGUCGCCUGGAUCGAGGACCCCGGCCCAAAUGGAAAGCUGGUGAUCCGGGAUGGAGUUGAGGUCCAACAGCCGGCGCACAACGAAAUCCUCGUGAAGCUGGAAUGCUCUGGCAUUUGCCAUUCGGAUUGCCGCAAUGUAGAGGGUAUGGGCGUCUACACUGACAUUCCUGGCCAUGAGGGGGUUGGUACUGUAGUCAAGCUUGGUCCUGGCGCGUCUGACUCACUAAUGGGGAAAAGAGUUGGUAUCAAGUGGUUGUGGAGUGCGUGUAACAAGUGUGCUGCAUGUGUUGUUGGGAACACCAAUAACUGUCCAAAUCAACUGAAUACUGGGAGAAGUGUCAGAGGCACCUUGCAGCAGUACGUUGUUGCCCACGCCGACUUCGUAUCAUUAAUCCCGGAUGGCUUGGCGAGCGAAGUAGCAGCACCGCUCCUAUGUGCUGGUCUGAGUCUGGCUGGCGCUGUCUCCAAGUGCUCCCCGGAGGUUAAGCCAGGCGAGUGGGUCGCUAUUGUUGGCGCUGGUGGCGGACUCGGACAUAUUGGAGUCCAGAUCGCUGCCAAGACCAAAGGAUACAAAGUCAUCGCAAUCGACAGUGGCGCGGACAAGGCCCAGCUAUGUAAAGAGAUGGGGGCGACUGCAUUCGUCGACUACGCAAAAGAAGACGUCUUGAAGACAGUCAAGGGGCUGACAGAUGGCGAGGGUGCUCACGCAGUUAUCUGUGUAGCCGGCUCCGAAAAAGCCUACGAACAAGCACCAAAUCUAGUGAGGAACAAUGGCGUGUUUGUAUGCGUUGGUCUGCCGCCAGAUGCCUUCAUGUUUCCUAUGUCACCUAUCCAGAUUGCGAAUCGAGGUCUCAUCAUUAAAGGUUCAUCAACCGGCAACAGCGCUCAGAUGGAUGAGCUACUUCAGUAUGCACUAGAAGGGAAGAUUACACCGAAAAUUGAGGUUUUCGAAUUCUCAGACUCGCCAAAAAUCAUCCAGGAGUUGCAGAGAUAUGAAGUCACGGGAAGAAAGGUUGUAAAAGCGCCGUCAUGAAACGGAUAAAUUAACAAUUCAAUUCACUUAUG